UGUCAUCUUGUUGAAUGAAAUAGUUAGCCAGUGAACUACAAUGUGACACCAUCUGCUGCGUAAUCAUAACGUUAUAUUUGCCUAAAUGUAGGCUUUUAAAUCUCAGGGAAAAUGUCACGUUUAAAGGAUCAACUGGCCACCGUCAUGAGGCUUUUAGUAAAUGCAGCCGUGGUGGAAAUAAGUAAAUUGAUGGAUGAGUGCACGAGUCAAAACGUUUACACCGAGUCACAGAGGCAGUGCACGGGCCCUGGGACUGAGCUGUCUGCCACCAUGAAGAGAUUGUGCAAAGAGGCCAUGCAAAAAAUCAUUAGUCUCAUAGAUGAGGAUACAGCUUCUCUGCGUCUGCAAGUGUCUGUGUGUCAGAGAGAUAAUCCGGUUCUGAAGGAGAAUCUCCAGGUGAUGGAUGAUGACCUGAGGUCGACUGGAGGGCUUGGAGAGGUGGAUGCAGAGGACAGGAAGACCCAAGGAAAAGACCUGACUAAAUUUGUGCGCUUGUCUGAAGUCAACAGUGGCACGUCUUCAGAGACGGAGGAGGAAUGUGCUGAAUGGAUCACCUUGAAGGAGGGUACCCUGCAACAGGACACCCAGACAGGACACACACAUGAGCACACAGAUGGAGAAUCCAGGACAGAGGAUGGGGAGGAUGCUACUAUUGAACGCAACUUAGAGGAGGAGAUUACUACACAACUCUCACCAGCAAAGGCCCAAGAUGACCAAGACUUAGAGCCUGCUGUGCCCACAGACAUAUCCAAUGAUGCUAAGAUGGCGGCUCCCACAGUACGUCAAAUGAGACUGCGUGCAGUGAGACGCACCCAGGGCCAGAAAUCUGUCAAAGGAGACAAAUGUUUAAGCUGUGUACAGUGUGGGAAGGCUUUUAGUAAACUAAGUAACCUGAAAGCCCACCAGGUUGUCCACACAGGUGAGAGGCCAUUUAAGUGUACACAUUGUGGGAAGGGCUUUACAGCAAAGUGCAGUCUCAAAGUACACCACGUUAUAGUCCACAAAAGGGAGAAGCGAUUCAAGUGCACAUACUGCGGGAAGAUAUUUGGCACCCAGAGCCAGCUUAAAGAACACCAGGUGGUUUUCAAAGGAGAGAAAGCGAAGGUAUUAAGAUGUACUUUGUGUGCUAAGGCUUUCCCUGCCAAAUGUAGCCUCAAAGCUCACAGGAUAGCUGUACACAGAGGAGAGAAGAGAUUCAAGUGCUCUCAGUGUGGGAAGGUUUUUGCCAGGCAGAGAGAUAUGGUAGUACACCAGGGUGUACACACAGGAGAAAGACCAUUUAAGUGUACAGCGUGUGGGAAGUCUUUUACAGCUAGACGGAGUUUAAAUGUACACGUGCUGACUGUACACAAAGGAGAGAGACCUUUCAGCUGUGACAUAUGUGGCAAUAGAUUCAGCCAGAGAAGUGGCCUCAAGGCUCACCGAAGGACCCACACCGGAGAGAAGCCCUACAUGUGUGACCAAUGCGGAAAAGGCUUCAGCCUGAAAAGUGCCCUUAAUACCCACCACGUAGUUCACACUGGUGAGAAAGCAUUUAGCUGUGAGAUCUGUGGCAAAUGUUUUAGUUUAGCGCCUAACCUCCGCAGACACCAGCAGACUCACUCUGGUGUUAAAGCGUUCUCCUGUGACAUAUGCCAGAAGAGUUUCACUCAAGCUAGUCAUCUCAAAGUCCACCAGCGCAUUCACACAGGUGAGAAAACGUUUGUAUGUGACGUAUGUGGAAAGAGCUUCAACCAGAAGAGUUCGCUGAUGAUCCACCAGAAGAUACACAGUGGGGACAAACCCUAUGACUGCUUAGAGUGUGGAAAAUGCUACCGGUCUGCAAACUAUCUGAAAAGGCACCAGGUGACACACACAGAGAAAAAAACUCACUCUUGUGAAGAAUGCGGGAAGAAUUUCCACACUGCUACCAAUCUCAAAACUCAUCGUCGGGUCCACACAGGCAAGAAGACGUUUACCUGUGAUAUAUGUGAACAAGGGUACAGUUCCCUGAGUUACUAUAACGCUCACCGGCUCAUUCACACUGAGGGGAAACCAUUCAGCUGCACCAUGUGUGAGAAGCAGUUCGCCAAACAGCGUUUCCUCAAUCUUCACCUACGCACUCACACUGGAGAGAGGCCACAUACCUGUGACCUGUGUGGGAAGAGCUUCAGUUUUGCACAGAACCUUGUUCGCCACAAACGCGUGCACACUGGGGAGAAACCGUUUCUCUGCAUUUUGUGUGGGAAGACUUUCAGCCAAGCGAACAAUCUCAAGGCUCACCGGCAAGUGCACACUGGGGAAAAACCAUACAACUGCUCCAAAUGCAGGAAGAGCUUCUCCUGUAUGAGAAAUCUGAAGGAACACAAGUGUAUUGAAGUUCAAGAACAAAUAGUAGAAGUGACUGUUGGGAAACUCUCACAAGUACUGUAAUAAUGUUUGAAUAAUGGCACAAUACCACAACACCUGACUAACUGGAGCUGCUUUGCAAAAAAAUGCUAUGAAUGUUGCAAAUCCAUGUAGCAAUUAUAAUUCUAGAAUAUCUAGCUAUUACACAAGCUGUAUAAAUGACAAUGCAAGCCUUCUACUGUACGUCCAUGGUCCUUCCAUGGAUUCCCCCUGAUGUUAUUAGGAUGGGUUGAAAUUUGCAUCACUGUUGCUAUCAUCAUGUCUCUCAGGUAACCUGGGCCAAGUCUAAUGAUAAGUACUACUAUGUUAUUAUAUGUGUGUAAUAUGAAUUUAGCAUUUCCAUAUUUCAACCCAAUUGCACCAGUAAUGUUGCAGCAUGAGUAUUUUACAGUAUGUUGCAAUACAUUUGCUCCUUUUUACAACUCAGGUAACAAGAGGUGUUUGACUUGUGUUUUGUCCCUGUAAAUCUGAAUUAAAUAAAUCUACUUAGAAUCAAAUUAUAUAUAUAUAUAUAUGUGUGUGUUACCCAUGUCGCUGUUCAGUUGAACCAAAGAAAAGGUGUCCUUUAAUGUAGGCUUAACUAAUGUUGUGAGUUUAAAGAUAUUCAGUAAAAAAUAUUCAGAACUUUGAGUUUUUCAAUUUAAAUGAUGAUACAAAAUUCUUGCAACCACUAGAAUGUUUAUAUAUAUAUAUAUAUAUAUGCCGUGCCUUUUACUGAGCAGUGGCUUCCGUCUGGCCACUCUAGCAUAAGGCCUGAUUGGUGGAGUGCUACAGAGAUGGUUGUCCUUCUGGAAGGUUCUCCCAUCUCCACAGAGGAAGUCUAGAGCUCUGUCAGAGCGAUCAUCGGGUUCUUCAUCACGUCCCUAACGAAGGCCCUUCUCCCCCGAUUGUUCAGUUUGGCCGGGCGGCCAGCUCUAGGAAGAGUCUUGGUGGUUCCAACCUUCUUCCAUUUCAGAAUGAUGGAGGCCACUGUGUUCUUAGGGACUUUCGAUGCUACAGGAUGCACCUGAGCUCACUUUCAAGUCUCAUAGCAAAGGGUUUGAAUACUUAUGUAAAUAAGAUAUUUCUAACAGCCUGUUUUCGCUUUGUCAUUAUGGGGUAUUGUGUGUAGAUUGAUGAUUAAAAAAAAAAUGUAUUCAUCCAUUUUAGAAUAAGGCUAACUUAAAACAACAUUUGGAAAAAGUCAGGGGGUCUGAAUACUUUCCGAAUGCACUAUAUAUUUUAUAUAUUUACAAAAGAAUAUGCACUACCGUUCAAAAGUUUGGGGUCACUUAGAAAUUUCCUUGUUUUUGAAAGAAAAGCACAUUUUUUUUGUCCAUUAAAUAACAUCAAAUUGAUCAGAAAUGCAGUGUAGUUAUUGUUAAUGUUGUAAAUGACUAUUGUAGCUGGAAAUGGCAGAUUUUUUAAAUUGAUUUUUUAAUGGAAUAUCUACAUAGGCGUACAGAGGCCCAUUAUCAACAUCCAAUGGCAAGUUUGUCAUUCUAAAAGGCUAAUUGAUCAUUGGAAAACACUUUUGCAAUUGUUAGCACAACUGAAAACUGUUCUGAUUAAAGAAGCAAUAAAACUGGCCUUUAGA
Messenger RNA from Oncorhynchus masou masou (cherry salmon), 3964 nucleotides. Its product is annotated as oocyte zinc finger protein XlCOF6-like. Gene Ontology annotation, molecular function: DNA-binding transcription factor activity; RNA polymerase II cis-regulatory region sequence-specific DNA binding. Gene Ontology annotation, biological process: regulation of transcription by RNA polymerase II. The record is from RefSeq and is a predicted model, not a curated record. The transcript has 4 exons. NCBI's taxonomy places the organism in Eukaryota, Metazoa, Chordata, Actinopteri, Salmoniformes, Salmonidae. Bases 112 to 2412 code for a protein of 766 amino acids.